Notodromas monacha is the source of this 1482-nucleotide messenger RNA. The record is from the annotation of a GenBank genome assembly. NCBI's taxonomy places the organism in Eukaryota, Metazoa, Arthropoda, Ostracoda, Podocopida, Cyprididae.
AUGAGGUGUGGGGGCUUCCCGAUGCUGGGCAUUCACGCCGCUAUUCCCGAUUUCGUCGGAAUGAGUCCCAAGUUUGUUGAGGACCGCGUGGAAGAACAAGAUCUGAAGCCGAAAGAACGGAGUUAUUCCAAACGAUCAGUAUUUUUAAAUCAUACUCGUCUCCAGCGACGCCUGAGAAAGUCUCUUUAUUAUGGAAAACAACCCAAGACGGAUCGACCGAGUUUGCCAAUGACCGGAAUUCUCGUGAACAUUUUUGCCAAUUGCGGAGUGCAGGAUUCCCUGGAAAAAUUGGACAUGGACACGUGUGCGUCGAUUGCGAGAGACGCGUGCAUCGCGCCGAGUGCCGUCGUCCUUGCCAUGAUCUACAUGGAGCGACUGGCCAAAUCCAACCCGGAAUUCAUGUACUCUGUUCCAUCUUCGCAUUUGUUCCUCGUCACGACUAUGGUGGCCUCCAAGUUUUUGUUUGAUGUCCACGAUGACGAAGGCGUGUACAACGACGAAUGGGCGAAAUCGGGAAGACUGGAAUUGGACCAAGUGAAUAAGCUCGAGAUCUCCUUUCUCUCGGCUUUGGACUGGAACCUUUUCGUGAGCAAGGAAAAAUUCGAGGAAGUUUUACUGAAAGUGGAAAAGACCAUUGCUUUGAGCGAGGGAUCUGAGAGAGGGUGGUUUUCUGUGUCGGACUUGAUGACCCUGGGUGCGAAUUCUGGGUUCAUGUCGAGAUUCUACGACCAGGUCUUGCAGCAGGUUCUGUCGGUAUUCUUUGUGACGAUGACGACGUAUUUCCUGGCGGCGCUGACGAUGGCGGCGGCCGUGGUGGUUGGCGAGGAGGCGACACGAGCCCUGGCCAACGUCCUGCAGCCGAUUCCAGCAGACAAUUCCAUCCUCGUGACCCCGGAACUCCUGACGACGUCCUCCUCCUCCUCCUCGGUUUCCGUGUCCGACUCGCCGCCGCCCUCGCUUCAUCUGGAGGAAGACGAAGACGCCGUCGUCGCCAUCGCUGAACAACUCGGGACCCGACUGGCCAUGCUGCAUCUCCGCGCUGCCGAGAAGAAUUUCAACAGCAGCAGUAGCCGCGUGUUGUGGCCAAAGGGCUGCGACAGGGGUGGUGGUGGGCCAUGUCUGGGCUGGGCCAGGAAAAGGGUCAUGACGACGACGACGGCGACGGCGAAGAUGUGGGACUUUGAUGUCAUUGAUACGGAAAUAUUGCCGAGGGAAAUCCCGCAGUCGACGAGGAUUUUGUCGAGUUGAAAGUCGGCAACGUUAUUAUUAUUUUUUUGUGGUCUUUUCCACCGAAAAUCCUAAUCCAGUUCUUAACUUUUCGAACAAACGUUUAGUUUAAAACGAACGAAAACCCCGGACGAAGUGACCUCUCUUCGAGACACGAGAGGAAAAAAAGAAAAAGGAAAAUGUGACUCUUGGGAAGUCGGGCAAGUUUGAUUUAAUCAAGUAUUCCUAAUAUUAUAGUUUUUUUUUUUUUCCUGU